GGAGUUCAGUUAAGAAAUGGCGGGAAAAACAGUUCUUGCUGGUGACGUGAUAAUCGAGCCGAUGGAGAUGAUAAAGUCGAGUAAAAAGGUGAUUCUGGGGCCUGGUUUGCGCAUGGAUCAGGACGUGGUGCGCGCCAGCAAGUGUGGGCAGCUAAAAACGAAACCGCCGAACACGUUCUGGGUGGAUGCUCAUCAGAAGCGGUACGUGCCAACACGCGGGGAGCUAGUAGUCGGCGUUGUCAUGGCAAAAGCAGGGGACAUCUUUCGUGUGGACAUCGGCAGCAGUGAAACAGCGUCCCUGUCGUAUGUGGCCUUCGAGGGAGCUACUAAGAAGAACCGGCCAGACGUGAACAUCGGAGAUAUCGUCUACGCGCGGCUCCUGAUCGCACACCCGGACGUAGAACCCGAGCUCGUUUGUGUGGACUCACACGGGAAGAAAGGAAAACUAGGAAUUUUGCAUGAUGGAUUUCUGCUAAGUUGCAGUCUGAACCUGAUACGAAAGAUACUCAGUCCAAAGUGUACGUUCCUGAGUUUACUGGCCAAAGAGCUGAAAUUUGAGAUGGCUGCUGGGAUGAAUGGGCGGCUUUGGAUACGAGGGAAAACCGUUAAAGAAACCAUCGCCAUCGGAAAUGCAAUUUUAGCAUUGGAAUUUGUGCCAAACAAUCAGAUCCGUGAACUUUGUGACGACAUCGGUUCGUAUGUAGCAGGAUUCGCGAAAUAAAUUUGUACGACCCUUUCGAAACCAA
Anopheles aquasalis is the source of this 746-nucleotide messenger RNA. It is a transcript of the gene Rrp40, whose product is annotated as exosome complex component Rrp40. Gene Ontology annotation, molecular function: RNA binding. Gene Ontology annotation, cellular component: cytoplasmic exosome (RNase complex); nuclear exosome (RNase complex). Gene Ontology annotation, biological process: nuclear-transcribed mRNA catabolic process, deadenylation-dependent decay; CUT catabolic process; U4 snRNA 3'-end processing. NCBI's taxonomy places the organism in Eukaryota, Metazoa, Arthropoda, Insecta, Diptera, Culicidae. The record is from RefSeq and is a predicted model, not a curated record.